Messenger RNA from Mytilus californianus (California mussel), 863 nucleotides. RefSeq names its product apolipoprotein D-like. The transcript is spliced from 4 exons. The record is from RefSeq and is a predicted model, not a curated record. NCBI's taxonomy places the organism in Eukaryota, Metazoa, Mollusca, Bivalvia, Mytilida, Mytilidae. Bases 2 to 562 code for a protein of 186 amino acids. Gene Ontology annotation, molecular function: lipid binding. Gene Ontology annotation, biological process: tissue regeneration; brain development; lipid transport.
AAUGGUGUAUUUUAAUAUUUUCUGUAUUUUAUCUUUAACUGGAAGUUCCUAUUCACAAGUUAUUUCAAAAGGAAAAUGUCCAGACGUGAAAGUGGUGUCCGAUUUUAAGCUUCCAUCGUAUCUUGGAGACUGGUACGAGAUAUACAAGUUUAAAGCUGAUUUUGAAAAUGGUCAAAGUUGUAUCCAUGCCAAUUACCAAAAGAAGGCAAAUGGUCAUAUACAAGUAUAUAAUAGAGGACAAACAGAAGAUGGAAAAAUAACAACUGCGAUUGGUGACGGAUACAACCCAGUCCCAGAAGAACCAGCAAAGCUUGCCAUUAAGUUUUCUCCAGUUGCUCCUUACGGUAAAUACUGGGUACUGGAUACCGACUACACAUCAUACUCCUUGGUUUACUCAUGCACAGAUUUAUUUUCUGUUACGCAUGUCGAGUUCGCCUGGAUACUGUCUAGACAAAGAACACUGGAUGCAGCCAUAUCAUCUCGACUUUUUAAUAUUAUGAAAUCUUAUAAUAUUGAAACUAGCAACUUCUCGUCUGAAAACCAAACAGACUGCAAAAAUUAAUUAACAUUAAUGCAACGUAUAUUUGAAAAAUUGUCAGUUUAUACCAUGGCGUUGUCAGUUUGUUUUCGAUCUAUGAGUUUACUGUCCCUCUGGUAUCUUUCGUCCUUCUUUUAUAGUAGAAUUAUUCUUUUUUUUUUUUCAAUGAUUGAUUGACAUUAACUAUAAAGGUUUAUCUAAACAAAUGUAUAUUAUGUUUCUCACGUUUAAAUAAUCGUGACAUACUUGGUGAAUUAUAUUUAAAGAAACACGUAAUGAUCAAAUAUAUAAAAUAAAUGUAAAAACAAACUAUAAUAAUAACUGG